GGCCCGAGUCCUCCGGGAGACACUCCGCAACCCGAACGCCAAUGAGGGUAACACCCGCGGCCGCACCCACAUUGGCUCCGGGAAACCGGAAGUGCGUGCGUCUGACUGAAGGGCUCCUCCUGCACGCGUCCGCUGAGCUGGGCCCCUCAGAGAUUAAAAUGGCUUCCAGAGGAAAGACAGAGACAAGCAAAUUAAAGCAGAAUUUAGAAGAACAGUUGGAUAGACUAAUGCAGCAAUUACAAGACCUGGAGGAAUGCAGAGAAGAACUUGAUACAGAUGAAUAUGAAGAAACCAAAAAGGAAACUCUGGAGCAACUAAGUGAAUUUAAUGAUUCACUGAAGAAAAUUAUGUCUGGAAAUAUGACUUUGGUCGAUGAACUAAGUGGAAUGCAACUGGCUAUCCAGGCAGCUAUCAGCCAGGCCUUUAAAACCCCAGAGGUCAUCAGAUUAUUUGCAAAGAAACAACCAGGUCAGCUUCGGACAAGGUUAGCAGAGAUGGAUAGAGAUCUCAUGGUAGGAAAGCUGGAAAGAGACCUGUAUACUCAACAGAAAGUGGAGAUACUUACAGCUCUCAGGAAACUUGGAGAGAAGCUGACUGCAGAUGAUGAGAACUUCUUGUCAGCAAACGCAGGUGCUAUUCUCAGCCAGUUUGAGAAAGUCUCUACAGACCUUGGCUCUGGAGACAAAGUUCUUGCUCUGGCAAGUUUUGAGGGAAAAAACGAAAAAAUGAUAUGGUGUGAAAACUUGGGACAAUGAUCACAUUCUUAUUGUAAAUGGUAUUUUUCUUCUGGGGAGUUUGAGUUAUGGCAGAGAAGUCAAGAGAUUCAUGAAAUAUAUUCAUAACCUAAGAAAAGGUGACAGAAAAAUGUACUCACAGCUUUUGUUUAUGCCCUUUGUCAUUGUGCUUUGUGUAGAGAUACGCGAGUGAUUCUCGCCUUGUUGGGAUGGAAGGCUUCAUGGACCUUGUUCAUUAUAGUUUGUUUAAGAGAAAACAGUGUCUCUGCCUGUUUUUAUUAAACCUCCCUGUUCUUAAGUGCUGAUAGUAAAUGAAAAGAUGUGAAGUGACAGUUCUUUUCUGCUCAUAAUUUAUCCCUACUUGUUGGAGUAAAUAAUAUAGCAACAUCAAUGGACCUCAUAUAUGUUCAUAGCAUUUUAGAGUUCUAAGUGAUCUUAGAAAUCAUUUUCAUUUUACAUACAAGGAAAAUGAGGCUCAGAAAGAGCAAGUGACUUGUUUGAAAUCUUAUUAGAGACAGAGCUGGGGAUAAGACUUGGGUGUCCUGUCAGUGUAAUGUCCAUUAAGUUUUAUUUGUUUACUUUGUGCUACUUUUAAAAAAUAAUUAAGACAUAUUUGUAAAGUCUAUGUUUGUGAACAUUCAGUGUCCCAAUAAGAAGUUGUCACUGAGGGACCCUUCUCCAGCCUGUAGGCUCUCUGUAUGAAUGGUGCCCAUUGUGUCUCUGAGUUUUGAGCUUGGAACAAUGGGAGCCCUGUUGUGAGUCUCCUGAGGUAACUUAACCUCCUCCGUUGUUUCACCAGGGAAGCAAUUGGAAGUGGCAGCUUGAGGCCCUCCCUGUGUGUGACCUCUUUGCUGAAACCCAGAGGGUGGUGACCGUAAACUACUAUUUACUCUUCAGUUUUUGGAGAAAUGCAAAAUAAGUUCCAAGGAGUAGCCAGUUUCUCUCCUGAAUGUUUAGUCUCUCUGCACGCUCAGAUAUGUAGAUUUUUGCAUAUGUAUGUACGUCAGCUUGUUCCCCAGGCUCUGGCCACUUUAUAUUCCUACAUGUUUUUCUCAAUAUUCUUUUUCUUUUAAAAAUUAAAAACAUUCUUACAAUGUUUAAA
Dama dama (fallow deer) is the source of this 1836-nucleotide messenger RNA. It is a transcript of the gene LZIC, whose product is annotated as leucine zipper and CTNNBIP1 domain containing. Gene Ontology annotation, molecular function: beta-catenin binding. NCBI's taxonomy places the organism in Eukaryota, Metazoa, Chordata, Mammalia, Artiodactyla, Cervidae. Gene Ontology annotation, biological process: negative regulation of Wnt signaling pathway. Gene Ontology annotation, cellular component: nucleus; beta-catenin destruction complex; cytosol. The record is from RefSeq and is a predicted model, not a curated record.